This is a messenger RNA of Bactrocera tryoni, 7129 nucleotides long. It is a transcript of the gene Octbeta3R, whose product is annotated as octopamine receptor beta-3R. Gene Ontology annotation, molecular function: octopamine receptor activity. The record is from RefSeq and is a predicted model, not a curated record. NCBI's taxonomy places the organism in Eukaryota, Metazoa, Arthropoda, Insecta, Diptera, Tephritidae. Gene Ontology annotation, cellular component: membrane. Gene Ontology annotation, biological process: adenylate cyclase-activating adrenergic receptor signaling pathway. Bases 1710 to 6173 code for a protein of 1487 amino acids. The transcript has 10 exons.
GGAUAUCGAAGUGAACGGUUCGCACGUCGCACGUCCAAUGGUGGAAUGUGGAAAGUGUGAGCUUUAGGUGCACAACGAGCUACGACUACAAAGAGUGAGGGAAAAGUGAACGACAAACAGACGCGUCACAACCGCAGACACUUUGUCAAGCGUAACGAUUAUUAAAGGCUUUCACAAAAACCGAACGAAAAGCCGAUAUUGAAAAACGUUUAAACAAAAAGUGAAAGCUCAUCGUCACCACAUUUACGUGGCGCAGCCAAUUUUGCUGGCAUUAACACGUUGGCGGCACAGCAGCCGGCGGAGGCGGUGAAGCUGGCGAAGCAGCAGCGUUGAAACCAAAAACGAAAUUCGAAAGACUUUAAAGUUAAUAAAUAUACACAAGCCAUACACAUUAGUAUUCUCCAGAGUAGCCGCACGUGUGAAUAUGGGCGCUGACAAUGUAGGGGAGGUGGUGGUUGUGGAUGUUGUUCGCAGGUGAACAAUAAAUGUCAAGUACACACAUACAAAGUGUGCGCUUGCUGCAAACAAUGAAACAAAAGCACUUAACAAAGUGAAACAUCUAAAGUGAACUAGAAGACAGGAGCAAGUGUGUGUGACAGGAUGCAGAACUUAGCAGUGUAACGGUGAAUAGGAGAAAUCAACCUCUACAAAGACUGCGGCGAAGUUAGCGAGAAAAUCCUCAGCAGAUUUUUGCUGGCGUUUAAUUAAAAACGGAUAAUCAGUAUUUGACGACGUCGACAAGUGACUUAUUUGCAGAUUUUGCCGUCGACAAAUACAAGGGGCCCAAACGGCUGAAGAGGUGGGUGAGCCGAAACUCAGCAGCAGUUAGUGGUGAAUGUUGUUGGCGACUGUGUCCUCGAUGGCUCACCCGAACUUAAACUGUGUUUCAUUGAACUGGGCAGGCACGAGGUGAUUUGUGAUUGACAGCCGGAGGAAAAGGGUGGUGAAAAUCUGUUGAUCAACAUUAUUAUGCUUCAAAGAAAUCAACAAAAGUUGCAACAACAAAAGCAGAAGUUUUGAAGGCUAAAACUGUUGCUGACCAAGCUACCUAGCAACAAAGCUUGCAACUUGGGUGACAAUGACAUUAUUGGAUUGUUGGAUGCAGCAAAAAUUCCUGAUGACUACCACCGUAUGGACACCAUUGAACCUGCAAUUGCAAUUGUCACAUCUACUGCAACAGAAAGUGAGAAUAUCGAUGCCUUUGAGACGUGAAGCAACGACCGAAGGGCUGAAAGAUAAAUUGCUGACCCAAAAUACACUCAAUGCCAUUUUCACUCCUGAAGACAACAACAAAAACAGCACUAACACCAAUUUUCAACUGAAAACAAGAACAACAACUGAUUUCGGCAGAGGCAGCCAACAAAAAGUAAAUGGGAACUAAAUAGAAGAAAUAAAUUGAACCAAAUGAGGACUCAAAUAAAGAAAGCAAAGUUAUCCAGUAAAUUUAAGGUGGAGAAAUUGAUGCUAUAUGGCAAUUAAACCUGCAAUCAAUCGUGGUGCUGAGUACGACAGUCCAAAAAAGUAUAGAAAUCACAAAACAACAAUAAAAACGACAACAAUAUCCUGGAUAUAAACCCCCUCAAUUCCUCCACCAACACAAUCACAGGCCACAAACAGUACUAUCACUGACAGUUUCAACCUCAAAGCCAACAGUAAAGGCGAAACGGAAGCGUUAGCACGAGAGAUCAACGGCCUAUGAUAGACGCACGAUGUGCACGAACGUUGCAGCUAAGCCGGCGAACAGCAGUAGCAGCAACAACAGUAGCAAAGAGAGCAAUAACAAAGAGAUCAACAACAAUAUCCGCCACACAUACAGCGGUAGCCGACGCAAUAGCGUAGCGACAACAAUCGCAGCCAGCUUGGCCGUCAUCACCUACCUCGGCCACCCAGCCGCAUCGCAAGAAUUCACUGCUCCAUCAGCGGCAAGUGCAGCGACCACCCACCGGGAAUCUCGCAAUAUCAGCGAUUACGCGACGACUGAAAUACCAGCGGCAGCGGCGAUUGCAAAUCAUACAGUAAUUGCGGCGAAUUUCGAUUCGACUUCAGCUGGAAGAGAAACAACGCCAGCGUCUGCCAGUACCCCUGCCGACAUAGACACAUCCUCGCCAACGACCGUCAAAAGAAACGCGGUAUAUAGCAGCGCAAAUACCUAUGUGUCUGCAGCGACGUCAACAGCAACGGCGACAGUGCUGGCUACCACCAUCGGCGAAGCAGAAGCGACUUUCAACGCAUUGGUGUACAACGACACCUUCACAGAGAGUUACAAUGGCAGCAUAUACAGCAGCAACAAAAGCAGCGACGAUGUCAACUUAACGGUACUCAACAUCACCGAUAUCGUUUCGCAAAACAACAGGGAUAAAUGGUUAAGUCUGUCGAUAUUCAUUGUGAAAGGCUUCAUAUUCGCUUUGAUUAUCUCAGCAGCGGUGCUGGGCAAUGCCUUGGUCAUCAUUUCGGUGCGCCGCAAUCGCAAAUUACGCGUUAUCACGAAUUAUUUCGUCGUCUCGUUGGCCAUGGCAGACAUGUUGGUGGCGUUGUGUGCGAUGACAUUUAAUGCGACGGUGGAGCUCUCCGACGGCAAAUGGAUGUUCGGCCGGUUCAUGUGCAACGUGUACAACAGCCUGGAUGUAUACUUUUCCACGGCGAGUAUUUUGCAUUUAUGCUGUAUCUCCGUCGAUCGAUAUUUCGCCAUCGUCCGCCCGCUCGAGUAUCCACUGUAUAUGACGACUCAUACAGUUUACUUUAUGCUCGCGAACGUGUGGAUACUCCCGGCACUUAUAUCGUUCACACCCAUCUUCCUGGGUUGGUAUACGACAGCUGAGCAUAAGCGGGAAAUCUUGUUGCAUCCGGAUCAGUGCUCAUUUGUGGUCAACAAGGCGUACGCAAUCAUUUCGAGUUCAGUCAGCUUCUGGAUACCAGGCAUCGUGAUGCUCUGCAUGUAUUGGCGCAUAUACAAAGAAGCGGUGCGACAAAGGAAAGCUCUAAGCCGUACAAGUUCGAAUAUUCUGUUGAACAGUGUACACAUGGGCCACACCCAAUCGACCAACCUCAAUUAUUUGCACCCAAGCGAUUGCGAACUAAGCGCUACGAUAGCGCGCGAGGAGACACAUAGCGCGAUCAGCAAUUUAGAGGAUAUACUGCCACAAACAACAGAUGAAGAUGAUGAAAAAGAUGAUUGUGAUGAAUUGCGAGUGCCAGCUCCGCCGCGUCGUCUCAGCCGCAGUAGCAUCGAUUUGCGGGACCUGGAGCAAGAACGGUACGAGAGAGUCACACACACCGACAGCGCUCCAUCAAUGAUCGCACUACAUCAUGCCGCACAACAACAACCAAAUGGUGAGGCCACGACCCUUAACCCUCAUAUUUGGACAGAAGGGCUUGGGGAGCUACAGCAAUCCGUUUGCAUUACGAAACGGUCCGCCUCUCCAAUUAAUUCUAAUCAGAACUCGCCGAAACAAUCGCCCAGCCAACAACAAAGUUUCAGCAGUAAGCAGUCUCUACAGGUGAGACAAAAAUUUUUGGAUUCAGAGCAAUAUCAACAGGUAUUUGGCAUGAUGAGUGAUGAUAGUGAGACCACCGACUAUUGCGACAAUAUAAUCCAAUUGGGAGUGAAGCAGCAGCAGUUACAGGCUCCAGCAACAUGCUUGCCAAUCGCAGAGGAUAAUAAAGAACUAAAGCGCCUCAUCGAAGACAGUUAUUUGUAUUUUAAGAAGCAAACGAAUAUGCAGAUUGGCGCUGAACCAAGCGAGCAACAAGAGACCGCUGGAAAUCGGAAAUUCCCGGCGCAUAGCGAAAGUGAUUUUAUUAAGAUGAAAAACGGUCGCAAUCGCAGUCGUAGUAGUGGCGGCAGUGAAGGCAAUGCCAAAAAACCGUGUGCUCUAAGUGAUUCUGAGUUCCUCAAGACAUUGGCUGACUCCACAAAUAAGCGAAAACAACUGGAAUCACUCACAGAAGGCGUUGUGAAAGAAGAUAAAAACAAAGUAAGAGACAAGGGCUUUACAUUUAAAGGUUUGUUAGCGAAAACGAAACGAUCAAGCACAGAAUGUUUUUCCAUCGAAAAGAAGCGCCACCAAGCCACGUCUGAAGAGAUACGCAGCAAUCGUGCACAACUAUUUCGACGGUCACGCAAUCGCAAGCUGUCACAUAGUUACAACGGAGGCAUGAGCCGGAAACAGGAGAUACAUUCGCGCCAACACAGUGACACUGAUUCCGAGGCCGGUUUCAUCUAUUAUUCGUACACUAUGGGGGAGAGUCAGGAGAGUUCGGCUACACGCUACAACACUCCUGACAUUUUACUCGAUAUCAAUGUGUUAAACGAACAAACGGAUGACUCUAUAAAAGACAAUAUUUCAGUUCGAACACACGAGUUCGAGAUAACUACGUCUCCACAUGAACAUAAUGGCUCAGUACAAUUAAUUGACUUGGGAGAUUCUCACGAAGUAGCUUAUAGCGGCUCAGACGACUUCUCACAAUACACCGACUGUCUUACUGAGUCCCCACAUAUACCAGCUACACCGCCACCGUCACUGUCGCCUUCCUCAUUAACCGAAGCUAUAGUUCCUGAUCAACCCAUUAAAUGCGCCAUUGAACUGCCGGAGAAAAGCAAUAUUCUCAUUACCUCGCGCACUGACCUGGUCGAGCUCUUCCGCUCUCUUAGUUUUCCCAUUGCAGAGCUAGGGACUACCACAAUCGAUUCGCCACACCGAAGGUUCCUUUCGUCGUCCAACUCUACCGAAUCCAAGUCAGGAAAGUCAGCAAAUCAGAUUAAACAGCGACUCAGCACACUCAGUGAUCAAGUUUUAGUGACAAAGAAUAGCACUAACUUUCUCAUGUCCCCACCGACAACACCAAACUUCAAUUCCGCACAAAAUCUACCGACAACAAAGGCUAAUGCCUUCUCAAGCGCGCUAAGUAACACAGUAAAUGUCUACUUUCUCUCACCACCACCAACAGCAACUCUGCAACCGUUCCCGAACAACUCACCAACAAGCAAUCCCUUCACCAGUGACACGACCACAUUAUCCUUGGACGUACUUACCUCAUUGUCAGUGCCGACGUCUCAGAGUCAACAAGCCUUGGCCGUGCACGCAACACCACCACAAGUGUCGCAAUGCAAGUCGCCAAAACCAGAAAUUAUACUAGACUCUACACUCUCGCCCACUUCGUUGCACAGCGGCAGUAAUGGCGACAUCGACGGUGGUGAUGGUGGCCUACUCACCAGCGAUGAGAAAGACUUGACUUCACCGUUAUUCAAACGUCACGACAGCGAGCCAGAAACAACAUCCACAACAAUACGUCAUCGCCCCAGCAUACUAGCAGGAGGCGGAGCUUAUAACGGCAGCAACGGUCAAUCAAUACGCAAACGUCAGGCGUCGGUGGUGACGUAUGAUGUCAAUGUCAUUAAUUUUUCACAGGACAACAGUGAUAGCCGCAGCUACAUACCAAUGGGUCGAGUAUCGACCAGCUCAGCAAAGCCGCAGCUGCCAACAGAAGUCGAUUUCUCGCAAAAGUCGUCACUUAAACGACGCGGCGGAAUCUGCAUAUUUGUCGAUGAGGAAGAGGCCAUUAAUAUGAUUGAACAAAAGACUGGUAGUGGCAACCAAGCCAAGUGCAUCACCUUCGAUACUGUGAACGUCGGCUACGAGAGCACCGAUAUGGCCAACGCGAAAGUCAAUAAGGCGGCCGUUAAGUGCCAAUUAUGCGGCGCCAAUACGAGGCCGCAAUUGCGUUUACCAGUUCCCGGCGGUCAGGGACAGGGUCAUAGUCGAAGCGACAAACGUUUUUGGCACACGAAUCGUUGGUGGCACAAACGCAAGAACCGCCAGCGAAGGUCGGAGGAAUGCCAGUGCGGCGCUACCGGCGGCUCGGUGCGACCGACGAAAGGCUGGAAGGCUGAACACAAAGCUGCGCGGACCUUGGGUAUCAUAAUGGGUGUGUUCCUGCUUUGCUGGCUGCCAUUCUUCCUGUGGUAUGUAAUAACUUCUCUGUGCGGUGCGGCCUGCCCUUGUCCGGAUGUAGUCGUCGUGGUGCUUUUCUGGAUCGGCUACUUCAACUCCACACUGAACCCGCUGAUCUACGCCUAUUUCAACCGGGACUUUCGCGAAGCCUUCCGCAAUACACUGGAAUGUGUGAUUCCGUGUUUGCGCAAGCGCAACCCCUACGACGCCUACUACGUGUAGUACGCCAAAGUGGCGAGUGCUCAUGCAAAAAUGUAGUAAGUUUGUGUUCCUUGUCCAUGGUACACCACCUGCUCACAGGCAUAGCAGCGUGUGUACCAUGGAAAAUUUGUAGUGUAAUAUCAGCAGCUCGUGCUUCUUUCUACCUUACUCAGCAAACGAGAGCACUUCAAACAGUUUAUGUGAUAUGAAUUUGUAAGUUAAAGUUAGCGAAAACAUCAUUAUGUUAAAUUCCAUGUACGGCCGAAUGAGCCACACAUACAUACUGCAGAAUAGACCAAUGGACGUUGAAUAAGUAUGUACUUAAUUAUAUUUAGCGAAUUAUGUAUUUGAACUUGAGCAAACAUGUGCGAUCGCACGCGUAGAUAGCAUCACCUCAUAACACUUAGAAAAAGAUAAAUUUUGAAUUUAGUAUUAAAAUGUGCAUAUAUAUGUGUUAAAUUGAUGUACAUACCAUCAGAUGUGCUAGUUAAAUAGAUAUGUAGUCAAAAAGCAAUACUUGUAUAAACUAUCCAAGCGGAUCUUGUUUAAAUAUCGUAUGUAAUAUGCAUUAUGAAUAUGAGUUUAGUUAUAAAAAUAUACUUUAUUUGAUAUUUAUGAAAAUAAAAAACUAGGUUAGGUCGAAUGAUAGAUCUGCAAAGGAAAAGUGAUGGUAUAUAGAUUGCCGAGUUAAUGUGCGUUCCUCAUUCGUUUAGCAAAACCAAAUCUACAAAGUGGAAAUUUCGCUGCUUUCGCGCGAAAAUAGAAUAAAGGGGGUUCCCACCAUUCUCAAAUAACUGUUUCCUUCGACAUUUCUUACAUUUUCAAAGGUUUCCAUAUGCACUAUUCUCCCAAGUAUUCUACAAAAGAGGCUCCUGAGUGCUUUCGGCUAUAACCGCGUAAGCGGUGUCUACGCUAGUAAAGAAGAAGAUUCUACAAAGGAAUUCUCUGUGGAAAAUUUGUACGCAAGUAAAGAAGAA